Recurvomyces mirabilis is the source of this 1983-nucleotide messenger RNA. RefSeq lists its product as uncharacterized. Bases 1 to 1983 code for a protein of 660 amino acids. Lineage: Eukaryota; Fungi; Ascomycota; Dothideomycetes; Mycosphaerellales; Teratosphaeriaceae. The record is from RefSeq and is a predicted model, not a curated record. The transcript is spliced from 3 exons.
AUGUCAUCGUCCACGCCAUCAAUUCGGAUCUCCCAGCACCUGCGCUACCCCAGCCCUACCAAUUACUCACCUUCAUUCGCUGCCGCCUCACCUAUGGCAAUUCCGAAGGCCCAGGAACCGGUGCCACCGCCAUUGCCACCGCCAAGUCACAUACCCGAGAUCUCGUAUGGUCACGAUCCUGGUUGGAAAUGGGGCAAUGAUCCAAGCGCUUCGGAUUUUGGCCGAGCUGCGAGUGUCAAGCCUGGCUCCAGUCUGUUAGGAGGCAGCUUCCAAGCUUUGAGACAGGAGAAGGAGCACGAGUUUUAUUCACGAAAUGUGGGUACUAUUGCACGGAGAGGGAGCUCUAUAACGACCGUCACGGCUGGCGAAGAAGACGGAGGAGACGAUCACAUGGCACUAAGUGACGAGGAUGUCAACGGCUCCCGGCGACAGUCGAGCUAUAGGCUACAGAGCGAACGACAGCUCGAGCAAAGAACCCUUGAGGCGUCGUCAAACACAUACGACAAACAAUUGCUCAGUCGUAUUGGAGGUCCGAACACACCAAAGCGAUUGUCGGUUUCGCAUAGUCCUGGCUUUCCCGAAACUAGCCAGAACUCCUUGCAAGAUGGGGAAAGGCGACACAGCCGGCUGAAGCCACUGACCAUGCCGGAACGACGACAUGCACCCUCAAACUCCAUAGACUCGCCAGCCAGCUCUCGGUGGCCUACUUCGGGUGCUGCCUCACCUGGCUAUACCGGUUUUUGGGCUGAGCAAAGUAGUGGAGAUACCAGUCGAGGCCCUUCCACACGUCACGGCAGUGUUGUCUUUGAGAACGCAGUAUCCCACAGGAACAGCUACGACCAAUCGGUAUUCAUCAACGAAGACUUGAUGGAUGACGGGCAGAUGAGCAAUCUCAAUUUGCACGACAGGAGUCCAUCCGGCUCCGACGAUCACACAUCACGGGUUGGUACCAAACGUCGCCGAGCUUCAUCACCACGUCGAGAAGACAGUCGCGAGGAGCUCGCUUCUGUGAGCAGUGCUUCUGGCCAGAGCGAGGUCUCAUAUCGACGCUCGAUACCACCGCAGCAUGGCUCGCCGGUCUCUCGAUUCCACCCGACCCAUUCUUCCGCAUCUUCUGCAUCUUCAUUCGGACCGCGCCACGGCUCGCUUGGCUCGUCACUGGGUGUCUCGAGUAUACCCAGCAGCGCCACGAGCUACGGCUCAGGUCGACUUUCUCCAGGUGCAGUUUCGCCAGCAGCUCAUGAUCCCGUGCUUCGGCUCGGCACGCCUUACGAUAGCACUAGGAUAUUACCUGCUGCACACCACAGGACCUUGUCCGAGACCACCCAAGCUGCCCGCAAACCUUCGACCGACAGUAUGACCCACUCACGACACGGCAGCUUGUCUCACUUGCAGGGCGCUCACAUUUGCGAGUGCUGUCCCAAGAAACCCAAGAAAUUCGAUACUGUGGAAGAAUUGAGGUCGCAUGAGAACGAGAAGCAGUACACCUGUGCUUACUGUCCUAACCGCUUCAAAAACAAGAACGAAGCUGAGCGCCACCAGAACUCGCUACAUCUACGGAAGCACUCGUGGUCAUGCGCGGCCUUGUCCGGCCCGGAAGCCGCUUUCCACCAGACCAGUGUCACUAGCUCCGAUGUGUGUGGCUACUGCGGUGAUGAGUUCUCCAAUCCACCGCAAUGGGACAUUCGCGCCGAGCAUCUCAACUCCGCUCACAAGUUCGGUGAAUGCAAUCAAGCGAAGAAGUUCUUUCGAGCCGAUCACUUUCGCCAGCAUCUGAAACAUAGCCAUGCUGGCACUAGCGGGAAAUGGACGAAUCUACUGGAGACUGCUUGCAUGAAAGACGAGCCCCCUCCUGAAAGGCGUGUCAGUCCUGCCACUGCUGGCAGUCGUGUACCUCAGGCUCCUCCCGGGCUUAUGGUGACGACCAUGGGCCUGAGCGGAGGUCCUCGCGACACCCUCACAGAGACUCCUCACGACAGCUAA